CAGAGAGUAGAUCGAUACCCCACCCCAACCAACACAUUGACGAAUACAGGCCUUCUAAAAAGCAAGGCCUUGCCUCCUUCCUUAGCUACUGUACGUAGAAAUGGCUAAGAUGGAGUUCUUAAAGGAAUAUGAACAGGCAGAUGAAGUCUCUCGCAGUGCAUUCCCUCCUAACUUUGUCUUUGGCGUUGCCACUUCCGCCUAUCAGGUUGAAGGAGCCUGCAAGGACGGCGGCAGGGGUCCUAGUAUCUGGGAUGCUUUUACACACACUAAAGGCAAGAUCAUUGAUGGAAGCAAUGGUGACAUUGCUGUGGAUCAAUAUCAUCGGUAUAAGGAAGAUGUUGAUCUCAUUGCCAAGUUGGGAUUUGAUGCUUAUCGGUUUUCCAUAUCAUGGUCUCGAAUCUUCCCUGUGUAUCUUAUGUUUCUGUUUGCAGAUGGUCUAGGAACCAAAGUCAAUGAAGAUGGGAUUGCUUACUACAACAAUGUCAUUAAUGCUCUCCUGGAAAAAGGCAUUCAGCCUUAUGUAACGCUGUACCAUUGGGAUCUACCAUUGUACCUUCAUGAAAGUAUGGGAGGGUGGUUAAACAAGCAGAUUGUAAAAUACUUCUCAGCCUAUGCAGACACCUGCUUUGCAAGUUUUGGCGAUAGAGUAAAGCACUGGAUCACAAUUAAUGAGCCUCUUCAAACUUCCGUCAACGGUUACGGUUUCGGGAUAUUUGCUCCCGGAAGACAUGAACAUGCAUCUACAGAACCAUAUUUGGUUGCGCACCAUCAACUGUUGGCCCAUGCUGCUGCUGUUUCCAUAUACCGAAGCAAGUAUAAGGACAAGCAAGGUGGACAAGUAGGGUUGACAGUAGACUGUGAAUGGGCAGAGGCUAAUUCAGAUAAAAUUGAAGACAAAAUUGCUGCAGCAAGGCGCCUAGAUUUUCAGAUUGGAUGGUACUUAGAUCCAAUAUAUUCUGGAGAAUAUCCCAAAGUUAUGCGUGAACGACUUGGAGAUCGGCUUCCCAUAUUUUCAGAGGAAGAUAAGGAUUUGCUCAAGAACUCGUUGGACUUUGUUGGUCUGAAUCACUAUACAUCAAGAUUUAUUGCUCAUGUAAAAAACAGCCCUGAGGAGGGUGAUUUUUAUAAAGCACAAGAGCUGGAGAGGAUCGAUAAAUGGGAAGGAGGUGAGAUUAUUGGCGAGAAGGCAGCAUCAGAAUGGCUUUAUGUUGUUCCCUGGGGCAUCCACAAGGUCCUGAAUUACAUAGCACAGAAAUACAAUAGUCCACCGAUAUAUAUUACUGAGAAUGGUAUGGAUGAUGAGGAUAAUGACUCCUCCCCACUUCAUGAAAUACUAGAUGACAAACUGAGAGUUAGUUAUUUUAAGAGAUACCUUGCAGCGGUCGGCAAUGCAAUGAGGGAUGGAGCAGAUGUGAGGGGAUACUUUGCAUGGUCAUUACUGGAUAACUUUGAGUGGGCUCAAGGCUAUACCAAGCGCUUUGGUUUGGUUUACAUUGACUACAAGAAUGGGCUCUCCCGGCACCCAAAAUCUUCUGCAUACUGGUUCUUGCGGUUCUUGAAAGGUGGUGAAGGGAAAGAUGGCAAGGAGGAAUAACUGACGGUCAAUCCUUAACGCCAAAUUGGCUUGUUACAUUCAUUGGUUUUAUGCCAGUAAGGGACCUCGAUAACAUGUUUCAUGUCGCAAAGUUUUUAUGUUUCUUGAAGUCUUAUUAUUCAAACGAUUCUGGAACUAGUUUUAUGUGCAUACUGUAUUAUAUGCAUAUUGCGUGAAAAGUUGAGCUGUUGAGGUUUUCAUUUGCAGUAUAGCCGAUGUUAGAUCUAUCAACUGCCCACCA
Rosa chinensis is the source of this 1835-nucleotide messenger RNA. Its product is annotated as beta-glucosidase 42. Gene Ontology annotation, biological process: cellulose catabolic process. The coding region runs from base 101 to 1594 and encodes 497 amino acids. Gene Ontology annotation, molecular function: beta-glucosidase activity. The transcript has 13 exons. The record is from RefSeq and is a predicted model, not a curated record. NCBI's taxonomy places the organism in Eukaryota, Viridiplantae, Streptophyta, Magnoliopsida, Rosales, Rosaceae.